AUGGCGGACGUAUUGGAAGCCAGACAGGGUUUGCUCGACAAGAUCGGCGGCAAGCCUCGCGAGUUUUACGCUUUCGCCUCGGCGCCACUCUCACAGGAACACUCGGAGAUGAUCAAGGGUGCGCCGAUGGAGCUCGUGUCCACCAUCCUCGCCCUGAACCUCAACGCUCUCAUCGACAAAGUCCCGACCAAUCCCGAGUACGUCGGCACCCUCCUGUCGGCGCUCACCGUCGAGAGUUCGAAUACGCUGCCAUUGUCCACCUUAUUGGAGUGCGGCGAUGCUGGUAGGGCGAAGGCUCAGGCUGCCAAGCUCCAAACGUCACUCGUAUUGGCCCUGGGCAACGUCGUUUUCAAGAUUACCGACGAGUCCGCGAUCGGCCUUAUCAGCCAGAAGAUCGUGACUGUAUUCCCGAAGCUGGCCGAUUCCAUCUUCGGCAUGGACAUGGGCUCCGCGGACUUCGUGAACGGCUUGGCCCCGCAGGCAGCCAUGGACCUGGGUGCCAUGUCAAUCGUCGCCCAAGUUCUCGACCACAUGAGGGCUGCGGACGCUCACGGACCCGUGUUCCCAGCCCAGCUUCGCCAUUCGAUCGUGAAGUUGGUGUCCAGCGUGGCGAAAGUCUCGGCCAGGAUGAAGGUUAAUUUCAAGUCCCUGGGGGGUUCCCAUUCCACCCAUGGCAAGAAAGCAUGGGGAGAGAUGUGCAGGAUGACCGAUGCCGCUGCCAAGCACCAGGAGGACACAUCCCAGAACGAGUUCGUGAAGAGAGCCAGGGAGCUUGCGCAUCAGGUGCGAGUGGGCGAGCCCGAGAAAGCGUACGAAGCACUGAUCGCGGUAUGCGAACUGCCCAGCGAGGCAUGCAACUUCGGCGACUUCUUCAGCCAAAGAGGCGUCGCUGAAGAUUCUGAGUCACCAGCAAAGGGAGAGAUGCUCGAGGUCUGCAACACGUUCUGCGAUGGAACGCUGCAGCUGUUCAACGUGGCGGUCAACCUUACCAUGUCGUUCAACGAUUUGUUCACUGGCAUCUAUGAGGGAUCUGGGUAUACGCCGCCUCUGACGGACAGGCAAGUGAACCCCGAUGAAGAAGAGCCUGACCAGUACGAGAUGUUGAGGGUGUUCCACACCGCUUUCAAGAUCAUGCAGCACUUUGACUUGAACGAGGGGGACGCGAACGUGGUGUACCACCUCAUGCACCGCUUCGAGGUCGCCGCCAAGCUCUACGACGCGAGGGAGAGCGAGGGCAAGACCGACUGCAAGGAGGUGGUUGAGGUUUGGACGAUGGCCUUGCAAGCUGAGCACAAGAUGAAAUUGGCUUUGAGAUCGAGACCGUUGCCAACCACCUGCCCAACUGCACCAUCUGCACUGCUGAUCCUGCACAACAUUGGGUCUCUGUACAUGGACGAUCGCUUUCGGAGCGUGCUGCUACACAGGGUGUUGGCGCUCCCGCCUGAUAAGCAGAAGACGCUGAUCGGCAUACUGGACACGAAGACCAACGUGCUCCCCAAGAGUUCUCUCGAGGUCUUGACGUUUGCCAAGACGCUGGUGCGAGUGGCAGACGCAGACGAGCGUCAACGAGCUGGUCGCUCAAGCGGCCUCGUCGAGCUCAACUCGCUGCUCUCCGACAUCGUGACGGCGAAGGCUGACUUCAAAGAGGCAUGUGACGACAGCGCACUCGUGGAGCGUGUCUUGAAGCACGCGGAGGCGGAGUGGGACACCUUGUUCAAGCAAACGAAGGCUGCCAUGGACUUCAUCUCGUCGCUCAAGCUGGACUUCGUGGAGAAGUACGGGGCGCUGUACGAUGCGAUCGAGAAGUGGGAUUUCCAGGAGGUCGGCUGGUUGACAAAGCCUUCCGACACCAAGGAUCGGAACACGGGGAGUCAGAUCGCGAUUGCAGUGGCCCAGUUCCCGACGACGUCCAAGGUCGUCGAAAACGUGUGCGGCAACAUCAAGUGGCAGGAGAGCGCCAAGAGCCAGGCUAUGAUCCAGCUUCAGGCCGCCUUGCCGACGGCGAAGGAGACGCUGGGGCAGGCCGCGCAGCUAGCGGCGUGCAUUGCUCUGGCUCACUUGCUCGUGGUCGGCGGCAGCAAGGCCGCCGUGUCGGACUACGACCAGACCGUCAAGUGGACGCAGUCGUGCUUAGGAGUUUCGCACGGCGAGCUCCCCUCGAAGCUCCGCGAGAAGCUUGAGGAGCUCAGGAGGUCGCUGCUCGGGGACCCCAUCAACAAAGCUACGGAGUCGAAGUUCAAGGAUUGCGACGCCAUCUCCGUGGCGACCUCGUCGGCAGCGACCGCGGCGACGAGCCGCCAGAACAGGAAGAGGUGGGCCAAGACGGCAUUCAACCAGGCGGUCGUCGCCGACUGA
Molecule: messenger RNA, 2355 nt
Organism: Prorocentrum cordatum
Lineage: Eukaryota; Dinophyceae; Prorocentrales; Prorocentraceae
Source: the annotation of a GenBank genome assembly